CAGCUGCAGCUGCUUCAUUCAGAUGCUGAGUGGAGCAGCGAAUGACCGGAGGAGGAGGAGAGGCAGCAGCAUCAGCAGCAGCACCAGCAGCAGGACACACAGCUCUAUUCUAAUCGUAUUUUCCAAACCCACUCUGAUGCAUACUGAGGAAUCUUUCCCACUCCACCAGACUUAACGCAUUUAGCGGGGAGGAGAGCGCCGUCCUGGAUGCAGAGAGAGUGGAUUGCUGCAGUCAGAGCGUCCUGAAAGCUCGGAGACCCUCAGCAUCAUCAGCAGCAGCAGCAGCAGCAGCAGCAUCAGCAGCAGCAGCAGCAUCACAUUACAUGAUAUAACGUCACCACGAUCCUGUUUUUCCCCCAUUUACACAGAGCAGCUCUCCUGUUCUCAUUCACCAGGUAACCUCAUGCGCGGGCCGGUGUCACCGCGCUGAGCCCGGAGAGAGCGAGAGAGCGAGCACCAAGGACGCGGACAGAGAGACACGAGUGGCCGGGGAAGGUGGACCGGAUGACAGCCAGAACCUCCGAGGCCUCGCGGCUGCCGGUGCCGCUGCACCGCUGUCACGGGGCUCUCCAGGCCAACAACAACGGCACCUGCGUGGAGCAGCUCAGCCUCUUCCCGCCGCUCUCCUCCACGCUCGCGCUCCUCGUGCUGGUGGUCGUGCUCGUGGGGAUCGUCCUCGUCUCCCUGGCAACGUUCCACAUUCACAAGUGGAAGCUUCGGAACAGGAAGAUCCAGCGCGCGCAGGAGGAAUACGAGCGCGACAGUCGCAGCCCCGCGCGCGCCGGCGGGAGCGGGGAGCCCGCGAGGCCGUGCGUCAUCGUGCGGCCGCCGGUUCGAUGCGAGGAGGAGCUCUCGUGCCAGAGCGCGGAGGGCACGGACGUCAGCGGAGCCGCGGAGGACAAACAGGUGCCGCACGACACGGUUUCUCUGGACUGUUAACUCUCAGUUUAACUUCAGGGAAACAGACUGUGGAACUCACUGGAAAAGCAAUAAGGCACAAAGAACUCCCACAGCCGACUCUGCUGCUGCUGCUGCUGCUGCGUGGAGAUGGAAAACAAACACAGUAAACACGCAGAAUACUGAGCAGAAUCUACACAAGUGACACUGGAGUCACAACAGUGACAGAGACAAAUGACAGGAAAACCAGAGAUAAUGAGAAACCGUGGCACAGCAGCCAUUUUGAUAUGUUGUAGCAGGGAGAGCACGUGCAUUAUUGAUGAUGUUAAGGAUUUCUUGCUCACGUCAUGUCAGUCAAGACAGGUGAAGCUCUAAGCUCUCUCUGAAACACACUGUGACAUGUUAAAAUGGCUGCUCAGGGCCUAAUAUCAUCCAGUCACCCAGCAGGAGCACGGACUGAGUGCUGGUUCAGUAAAAAUGGCGACUUUAAGUGACACCUGUAUUCACACCUAUGGGGCAAAUGAAGUUGUGCUCAUGCAUUUGUUAAAUAUCUGUGGAAAAUAGAAGAGAAAGUGAGUGCAGGACAAGAAUAAGUGUCACAGUGAGGUUACAGUGCGUAAACACUUCAUCACAAAGAUGGAUGCACAUUCAGUUCUAACCUCAGAGGUCAGUGAGACAAAAAACAUAUUAGUCUAAAGUAAUGUGGUGCUAUAUAUGAGUCAUCGUCGUCCAUGUUGGUUUGUUUGCUGCGUGGAGCGUUUAGGUUCCACUCGUCCUCCUCUCAGAGGAAAGUGUCGUGACAAAUCAAUACAGAGUCGUCCUGAGUGAUCACCUGUCGUCUCAUGAUGACAGGGACACACGUCUCUGUUGAUGGAAUGAUGUGAAUACUGCCGAUUCUGCUGUCGCCAUAUUUAAAAACCACCACUGAAUAUCUACUGAAGAACCAACGACGAGCAAUGAUGUCCAGAGACUCGUAGAAUCAAUGCCAAGGCAGGCUGGAGUUGCUCUGGUGGUGACGUCAUGUGACGUCACGUGACGUCAUGGUUGGUUUUCCUUUCAUUUGCGUCUGCUCUGCUGGGUCAGUGACGCGGCCACAACUCUGCUUCCUCUUACAUGAGUAUUUAGCUCACUGAUAACUCUUUAUGGGACUGUGUAAAGUAAUAGCCUGCUUUGACUUUUGGACCUCCCCCUCCUCCUCCUCCUCCUCCUCCCCCUCCCCCCCUUGUUUAAACCACAGAGAUGUUUAAACUUGAAUUCCUUCCCCGGGAUGUGACACACACACACACACACACACUCACACUCACACUGUCGUCGUGUUGAAUAAUUAAGAGACGAUGGUUCAGAGUGUGACGGCUCGCUGAUCUGCCUUGGCAUGUCCUCUGACACACUACCAAUAUGUAGUUAGACUAUAGUGGAUGUUGUGGUGCUGUUAGGCAGUGGAAAAACUGCACAUAGGCUACAGAAAAUAGCUUAUUUGUUUGGCGUAGUAUUUUUCCUUCAAUUGAGUGACUUAGCAUAUUUGCAUAAAGUACUGUCCUCCAGUGUCUGUUAGACAUAUUAUAGGUAGCUCUAUAGUUAGCCUGACAGGAUGCAAGACUUUUUUGCUGUAGUUAUUAUGCACAUGAGAUACUUUUUCCUUUUUAAUGUGUCAGAUUGUACAUUCUUGCGCUAUGAGAGUAUUUUCUGUUCCAAGUAUUUUAAACCGUAUUCUCUGACAUGUGAUGAACUGAGAAUUCUUCCAAUAUUUAAGCUUUCGUUUGAAGCUUUUCUUUCUUCCUUUUAUGAUUAUGAUACUUCAUGUUGCAUCAUAGUGGGCCUAAAAUAAGAAAAACUGUUGUGUCAUUAAUGUAAAUGUAUGCCAUGAUGAGAGCUGGAAUGUUUUACAGUAACACCGUCAUCUUUCUGGACUUCAUAUAAUCUGCCUUAUCAAAGGAAAUAUGUAAUAUUCAAAGUUUAUAAAUAAAUACAUACAUACAUUA
This is a messenger RNA of Solea solea (common sole), 2876 nucleotides long. RefSeq lists its product as uncharacterized. NCBI's taxonomy places the organism in Eukaryota, Metazoa, Chordata, Actinopteri, Pleuronectiformes, Soleidae. Bases 505 to 939 code for a protein of 144 amino acids. The record is from RefSeq and is a predicted model, not a curated record. The transcript is spliced from 2 exons.